UUCAAUUACAAACAUCAUCAUGAAACAAGUCAUAUUGGCACUCGCUCUCUUUGGCUUCGCCGCUUGCGCUCGCCUUGACAGCAAAUAUCUUCCACCAAAUCAAGGGGGCGGCGGCGGCGCCCAGUACAACGGACCUACACCCUUCCAAGGACAAGGCCACCAGGGACAACAAGGACAGCAAGGACAAUACUCUGGUUCCACCCAAGGACAACAAGGUCAAUACUCAGGCUCCAGCCAAGGCCAACAAGGACAAUACUCAGGCUCCAGCCAAGGCCAACAAGGACAAUACUCAGGCUCCAGUCAAGGCCAACAAGGACAAUACUCAGGCUCCAGCCAAGGACAACAAGGACAAUACUCAGGCUCCAGCCAAGGACAAUACUCUGCUCAGCAAGGCGGUCACCAAGCAGGACAAUACUCUGCCUCCAACCAAGUCCCAAUCCUCCGCCUUGAGAACAACAACAACGGAGAUGGCACCUACAACUACGCCGUAGAGACCGGUGAUGGUAUCAACAUCCAAGAAGAAGGAGACGCCAGAGGAGACGGCACCAAAGCUCAUGGUGGAUUCUCUUACACCGCCCCAGACGGCCAACAGAUCCAGAUCCAAUAUACCGCCGAUGAAAACGGUUUCCAACCCCAAGGGGAACACUUGCCAACUCCACCACCAAUCCCAGAAGAGAUCCAGAGGGCUAUCGAACAGAAUUUGGCUGAUGAGGCUAAUGGUAUCGUAGAUGAUGGACAGUACAGGGACGACUCCGGUCCUAGCCAGAAAUAUGGCGCCCCAUCCGGCGGACAGGGUCAGUACAAUGCCCCAGCCGCUUCACAGAACCAAUACAACGCAGCCGCUUCUGGAGGAAGCCAAGGAGGAUACAAAUACUAG
Anoplophora glabripennis (Asian longhorned beetle) is the source of this 877-nucleotide messenger RNA. RefSeq names its product pupal cuticle protein 20-like. NCBI's taxonomy places the organism in Eukaryota, Metazoa, Arthropoda, Insecta, Coleoptera, Cerambycidae. The transcript has 2 exons. Bases 20 to 877 code for a protein of 285 amino acids. The record is from RefSeq and is a predicted model, not a curated record. Gene Ontology annotation, cellular component: chitin-based extracellular matrix. Gene Ontology annotation, molecular function: structural constituent of chitin-based larval cuticle.